Molecule: messenger RNA, 3615 nt
Organism: Zootermopsis nevadensis
Lineage: Eukaryota; Metazoa; Arthropoda; Insecta; Blattodea; Termopsidae
Gene: udt
Product: protein undicht
Biological process (GO): wound healing
Source: RefSeq, a predicted model, not a curated record
CCAACACCAUAUUUUAUCGUUUUUACCUGUGGUUGUAGUUGCGUCUUAUUGCCUAUCAUAACCUAAAGCCAGAAUAGAUAUUAAGUGCUUAAAUUUUAGUGUUGUGCUGUGUCAGUUAAGUGUUCAUGGGUUAGAGUUUUAUGGGUGGAAUUACUGCCCUUUUUAUUAAUUAAAGAUACUCUUUAUUUCGAAAUGGUUUUAAAUAACAUGCCACUCCUUGUGUUACUACUUUUUACAUUUCACACAACAGCAGGGUGUACCAUUCCAUUUAUAAUACGGGGAUCAUGGUUUUCAUGGGAGAAUGGUCAGAAUACAUUGACUGUGAUUAAUGCUGAAACAAUGACUCGUAAAGGAUAUUGCAUUGCUGUUAAAGAAGAUUACCAUGUUAACUAUACAUUUGUUUUUCAAGACAAUAAAUGUUACCACUGUGUUAAGCUACUGGUCAGGACUGUAAAUGUGUUGGAAAAACUUGAAACUGGCUGUGUGAAUUUGGCUCGUGAUCAGGAACCAACAGUUGAGAGAGUAUGCAGGGACUUAACUCCUGAUCAACAUAUUGUAACGUUGUUUUCGGAGAAUUAUGUCCCAGUCAACUGUCGGUCUAGUUUAGAAGGCGUUUGGCAGUUUGCUUAUCAGAAUCGUUUCCGGUUUACUGGAGAGUGCAAUAAUCCAGACGCGCAGAUCCGAUCAUGCCAGACUGCAGGAACACAGUUUCUUAUAACAAAUCAAAAAUUCAAUAUUACAUACAAGAAAUGCCCAGGCAUGACUGGAACAUUUGAUGGAGUGGUGGAAUAUAGCUGUCUUGGUGAUUGGUUUGUGGAUAAAAAUCACUUUUUUGCCGUUGCUAAUACGAAGGAAUCCCGGAAAGAUGAAAAGUAUCGGUGUUUCCUGAAGAAUCGAGAUGAUGACUUGUAUAUUGGAGUGUCCAUAACAGCAGAGUGCAACACUCUGAAAACGGUAGAGAAAAGUCCAGAACGGCUGCGAAUUACCCCAGUCAAAUCGGAGGUUGUUGAACCUGGUUGUCGCCUCCCACAGAAUUUCAGUGGUGAUUGGAUCAAUACUGCAAACAUUGAUGCUGAUAUUUUCAUAAAUGAGACACACAUCAUUGAAACUUGGUACCCGGAUGAAGGUCGGUACAGGAGGACCAUUUAUGUGUGUCGGCAACAAAGGGACACUCGGUAUAUGAUGGCAAGGCUUACAGUAGAUGGCUGUCAGAAGGACUACGUGUGUUUUGACUUUGUACCCCAGCACCAUAACGUUAUCCGUUACCGACGUGGCAUUGCUGUCAUCAAAGAUGAUUUCCACACUGUUUGUUCAUGGGUACAGUUUAAGAACAAGGAAUCAUGGAAGUUUGACUUAUUUUUAGCAAAAAAUCCAGUGCCUGUGCAGUGUCCAAUAGCAGGGAAGUACAAUUUUACUCAGCGUGGUGAUGUGCCUUUUGAAACUCGUAUUUUGGGUGGUGUUACGCUUUCUCCUCGUCCCAACACGUACUGUAAGCAGAACAUAUCUGACUUCUCAGUAUGUGAUACAGAACAAAAGGAAAUUUCUAUUGAUGAAACAUAUUGUCUCAGUGUUGAUCACUUAGGCAGACCUGUCGACAUUUACAGUGACCCUGAUUACAAGAUGAAGUGCAUUGGUUAUUGGAAGGAGAAUCUCAAAUCAUAUUUGAUCACAUUUGAUGAGUUGGAUCCUUUUAGCAAGUACCGUUGCUGGGUAUACCAACGUGCAGAUCUGAACCGCGUGCUUAUGUCUCAGGCAAUUGGGCCUUUCUGUGACUUAAAACAGGAUGUGACAAGCUGGAAUUACACAGAGGGAGCAGCUGUAGCUGUGGAGAUGCAGGAAUAUGAACGAGAGCGGGACCAGUGUCCUAUGCAUUUUGAUGAUGGCAGUAACCCUUGGAUACAUUCAGAGAAUUAUGUGCAGGUUUUUAAGUUUGGCACCAGUGCAGCUGCUAUAUUCAGUAACAUUGCUGGAAGCUUGGUCAUGUUUCUGAUAUAUUACAUCUGCAUGAAGACUUUGCUUGUUGGCUGAAUCAUUCAAAGAGUUCAUCUUUGAUUUAGAAGUCUGUCAAGCUAAAGCAUGCAGAGAUUAAGAGAUGAAAGAAGAAGUAUGCGUUUUUCCCAAAUGGAUGAACUUCCUGAUUAAGUAAUAAUUUUGUAUGAUAUUAUUAUAUGAAUUGGGAUAUAGAUCUGUUUUAUUAAAGCAGUGUUAACAUUUUAAAGUAAUCAAAUAAUGUUUAAGUGUGAGGUAAGUAUUUUUUUUUUCUCUUUUUUAUUUUGAAACAUACUUAGAUACAUAAUGCUAAUCAAAAACUAUUCCCAGAGUAAAAGACAUGGUAGUUAAUUUCACAGCCUUCAAUUUACACAUAUUACACUUUUAAAGUUGUACUACUAGGUUAAUUAUAAUUAACAUCUGCUUUCAGAUGUACUUUUGUAGGCAUAUUAAGAUUUGACAAGCAGUAAUAGUUUUUAUAUGCUCUAACCAGAUCACUGACUUUUAUAUAUUUGUGUAUACAAUGUAAUUUUAUAUCACCACUGCCACUCACUUAUGCUUCUAGCAAGAGUGGAUUUUUAUUGUAUUUUAUAUUUAUGUAACAUAAACAAACAUUGCGUCCAGUGGAAUUAUCAAAAUAGUCAUUAAGGCCAAGAUCUUUUGUACUUACUGAAAUCAUUGAUGAUAUCAUGUAAACAUGUUACAUGCAUAUAACUGUAGAAUAUGGGAAGUGGUUCAGUUUAUUCUUUGAUAUCGUUAUCUUAUACAUUUUUAGUUUGAAUUGUAGUCAUCAUUUCUAAUGAGUGGUAAUCAUUAGCUGCUUUUUAAUUUCCUCAGAAAAAUUAUGUUAUCUGUUUUAGACAUGUUAAAUACUCUGCAAUCCCAUGAAAUGUAAAGAAUUUCUGCAGCCAGGUGAUUGCUACAAUUAAGUUCGAUAAUAUCCGUAAAUGUUUUUAAGCCAAAGUACAUGUGUAGUGAUCAGAAUAUUCGUAAGCAAUCAUGUUAACAUCUGUCGGGAUUACUGAACUCUAAAUAUGUGGUUAGUUUGGUGUAGUUUUUAAUUUGAUAUAAAAUUAACACUAUUUGUUUUUGUUUUUUUUAUUAUUAUUUUGAAUUAGUACAGGUUUUAGAAGUUUAAAUUAAGACCUGCCACUUUAAAUGUAAUUUUUAAUGGAAAAAUUAUAUAGGUAGUUUUUUUGGCUAUUUAAUUGUAGUUUUUACAUACUGAAAUAUGGUUGUGUGGUUAUAAAAUUAGCAUACUUGUCUGAUAAAGUAUUAAUACACAUAUUCUCAUUCCAUCACCGAUGCUGCAAUGAGUAAUUACUCAUCUCUUUGAAUUAGUAAUGAAUGUGUGUGAGUACUUGAUGACAUUAAUUUUAGUAUUAAGUCGUGUUCUGUUAUGCUGUCUGUUCUCUCUCAUAUCAUUCCACGCCCUUACUGAGGCAGGUACAAACAUAUCUCUUCCUUUUCCAUCUCUUUCCGUCCAUAAACCCUACCUCUAGAUAAUGUAUAAACAGUAUAAUUAAAAAAGUGCAAUGAAUGUUUAUGAUAAAGUAACCCCCUUCUGGCUGAUGCUUGGGUUUUUUUAUAUAAAAUAUUGUAGUAUGGUGCUUCUGCCUAUUUUAU